Cylicocyclus nassatus is the source of this 552-nucleotide messenger RNA. NCBI's taxonomy places the organism in Eukaryota, Metazoa, Nematoda, Chromadorea, Rhabditida, Strongylidae. The record is from the annotation of a GenBank genome assembly.
AUGAGAUCGCUCGAGGAAUUAGCACCGGAGAUUAAUCGUCACGUACGCAGUAUAUUGGAUUUUCCUAAGCAAGGUAUCAACUUCAGGGACAUCAUGCCUUUGUUUGCUAAUCCAAAGUUAAUCAAAGAACUCUGUAUUGCAACAGCCGAGCACAUUCGCAAAGACGUGGGAAAAAUCGACGCCAUUGUCGGCUUGGAAGCACGGGGCUUCUUGUUUGGACCUAUUGUUGCAAUGUUUCUUGAAGUAGCUUUUGUUCCAAUCCGAAAAAAUGGUAAACUACCAGGACAGUGUUUGCAGGCAUCCUAUGUGAAAGAAUAUGGCGAGGAUAUCGUUGAAAUGCAGCAAGAUGCUUUGAAACCAGAAUCCAAAGUUGUGAUCAUCGAUGAUCUGCUCGCAACCGGCGGAACAUUGAAGGCUGCCGUUGAUGUUGUUGAAAAGGCGCAUGCGGAAGUUGCCGAGGCUUUUGUGCUUAUAGAGCUUUUACCCCUUCACGGACGAGAACGAAAUUCAAAAAUCCCAGUAACGUCUGUAUUGAAAUUCAAUGAAGCGUAA